AUGUCUGAGACACGUCCAAUCCCCUCCGGCUCGGUCACGCAGACAGGCCUGGAUCCCCGUUCUCGACGAGACUCAGCUAUUGGCUUAGCAGAAGACGAAUAUGUUCAAGAUCAGUCCCGGGGACACCAGGCAGUCGAAGCUUCCACGUUAUUUGGACCAUUGCUUCCUCUACCCAACUGGUCUUCCUCCCCGCAGUCAGAUUGGCAUGCCGAGCAAGACUCGACAUUCAUCCUAUCUGAGCAACUUCGUUUGCGGGACCAGGAAGCGGCACAGGCCAGCUAUGCUGAAUCUCAUUCACCGGACCUGUUUCGGAGACUCCUGGACGGACCCAACCUCGAUGCAUCAGAGUAUCAUCACAUUUUGGAGGAGAAGCCACCGCCCAACCCUAAGCACCGCGAGAUCGCCACCCGACUCAAUUUCAUCUACCGCUUUUUCGUCCGUAUAGGUGCUGUUGAAGAGUCCAAGAUAUCUUUUGGUCCUCACGAUUUCACUUACGCACACAACAAAGCCCUUGAGAAUGCAGGCCUCUCCUAUCAAGCUAUUACCCUGCUCAAGAUGAUACCCUGGCCCACCGAGCCACUCAACCUGGACUGGGAUAGUCCAGCGGUGAAUUGGUCGACGAUACUCACCUAUGAUGAAAAUACGGGUGAGUUGGACCCAUGUUGUGGCUUUGGUGAGCGGCGGCUGCCAUUUGGACUACCUGGCGAUCUGAAGCCAUCAGAGCUGGCCCUCACUCAAAUCAAGCAAUGGUCUCUUGGCUAUCUUUGGAUCAUUGAUGCCGAUACAGGCAGCCUCUGCCGUAAGAACCUGUUCAAUGAGUCUAUCCAGGAAGAUACUUGGCAAGAGGAUGACAGCGACAAGUGGGGAAGCGAUCGGGACGAAGAACAGGCUGAGUGCAAAAUAAUCGGAAAGCCGAUCGACGAUGAUAGUGAAUGGAGCGGUGACGCAGUUGAACUUCUCGAUACCUAUGUCGCCCGCCUGGAGAACCUUGAGACCAUUCCCCUGAAACGCUGGAAUUUUGGCAUUGUCAAUCCCGGCUUUGUCACGAAACAUGAGCCGAUAUACGAAGAUGUUGAGAACAAACUGUACGAAUUUGGUUGGUCCGAUGCUUUCCAGCGUGACGAUUGGGUCGAACGCAUGCCGACUCUUGUGCAGCUCUGGAAACAGGAUACUGCACGUUACCUCAGGACUCAUGCAGAUCAUGGGGAUGACGAGUACGCCAAUGGCCUUGCACGUACCAGAGGAGCUCUAUACUGCCGCGCGCAGAUGCAGUAG
Messenger RNA from Cyphellophora europaea CBS 101466, 1275 nucleotides. RefSeq lists its product as uncharacterized. NCBI's taxonomy places the organism in Eukaryota, Fungi, Ascomycota, Eurotiomycetes, Chaetothyriales, Cyphellophoraceae. The record is from RefSeq and is a predicted model, not a curated record. The transcript has 2 exons. The coding region runs from base 1 to 1275 and encodes 424 amino acids.